AUGAUUGUGGCGGUGGAGACUGAUGGUGAUGAUGAUGAUUGUAAAGGUGAUGAUCAUAAUGAUCAUGGUGAUGAUAAUGAUGAUCAUGAUUGUGAUAUUGAUGAUGAAGGUAGUAGUCGUGGUGAUAAUGAUCAUGGCCAUAAUCAUGGUGAUGAUGAAGGUGAUGACAAUAUUGAUGAUGAUGGUGAUGAUGAGGAGGAGGAUGACAAGUAUGAUAUAAAUGGGGAUGAUGAUGACAAUAAGGAUAUUGAUGGUGAUGAUGAUGAUUCUGCUGGAGAUGGUGAUGAUAAUGACGAUGACGAUUGUAAACAUGAUGAUUUUGGUGAUAAUUGUUUUGAUGACGGUGGAUGA
Molecule: messenger RNA, 351 nt
Organism: Lytechinus pictus (painted urchin)
Lineage: Eukaryota; Metazoa; Echinodermata; Echinoidea; Temnopleuroida; Toxopneustidae
Product: prostatic spermine-binding protein-like
Exons: 1
Coding region: 1-351 (116 amino acids)
Source: RefSeq, a predicted model, not a curated record